AUGUCCAUCCUCCCCUCAACACCCACCCCCUACGCCCUAGCCGGCGCCCUCCUCCUCAUCACCGCCGCCUCCGUCCUCUUCCUGCCCACGAGCUUCACGCAAUGGCUGCGGAAGAAGAAUUACCAGUAUGAGGUCACGAGCUCGCUGUAUAUGCUUACCCCGACGGAGAAGUUUGUGUUUAACUCCAUCCUCUUCCUCACAACCGCCAUGCUCACGAUAGCCACCGUGCUCUACCUGCCCAACCACAUCGCCAUCGUGUGCCGACGCGCUUACUACUACUUUGCGGAUCCGGAUAGCGCGGCCCAGCUGGUUGGGAAGGUUGGGCUUACGGAAAAAGCUUCUGGAUUGGCGGAAGCGGUGGUGGAGGCCGCGGUGAAUACGAAGGUGGUGGUGGAGGAUGGGGUGAGGGGGGCUGUUGAGGGGUUGGGGUGGACGUGA
Molecule: messenger RNA, 438 nt
Organism: Saxophila tyrrhenica
Lineage: Eukaryota; Fungi; Ascomycota; Dothideomycetes; Mycosphaerellales; Extremaceae
Exons: 2
Coding region: 1-438 (145 amino acids)
Source: RefSeq, a predicted model, not a curated record